Camellia sinensis is the source of this 725-nucleotide messenger RNA. The record is from RefSeq and is a predicted model, not a curated record. Lineage: Eukaryota; Viridiplantae; Streptophyta; Magnoliopsida; Ericales; Theaceae.
AAACUUGCCCCAACCAUUGGCAUUGCUGUUGAUCAUCGCCGCAGGAACCGUUCCCUGGAGGGUCUCCAGACUAAUGUCCAGAGGCUGAAGACAUACAAGGCCAAGGUGGUUGUCUUCCCAAGACGUGCUCGCAAGUUCAAGGCUGGUGAUUCUGCUCCUGAGGAAUUGGCAACAGCCACCCAAGUCCAAGGCUCUUCCAUGCCUAUUGUGCGCGAGAAGCCAACAGUGGAGCUUGUCAAGGUCACAGAUGAGAUGAAAUCAUUCAAGGCCUAUGCCAAGCUACGUGUGGAGCGCACAAAUACACGCCAUGUUGGUGCCAGGUUGAAGAGGGCUGCUGAGGCUGAGAAGGAAGAAAAGAAAUAGUUAGUUUUUGCCCAUGUUGAUGAGUGGAAUUUUUGUUUUAAUUUUUGCUCUUUCAGAUCGUAAGUUAAUUUGCUGGACUUCUUUUGAACCAGUAGUGGUAGUGUUUACAAUAUCAGUUGAAUGUAUGGAUUUUGAUUAUUACUCGUUUAUACCAUUGUCUGGAUUUUUUGUGUUCCAUCAUCCUGGAUCCUUGUAAGAUUAAGGCACCACCCAACUCUUUUGACUGUGUCGUUAUUCAAUUAUUUUAAACUUGAUUACUUUUGAGGUUGGUGUAAGUUUCUUUUGACAAUGCCUUGGUGGUGGGGACUGCUUGCUGUUGAGUGAAUAUAAUAAUACUCCACGCUGAGUGGUGAAUGGUGUUA